This is a messenger RNA of Ipomoea nil (Japanese morning glory), 3375 nucleotides long. RefSeq lists its product as uncharacterized. The record is from RefSeq and is a predicted model, not a curated record. The transcript is spliced from 14 exons. The coding region runs from base 182 to 3253 and encodes 1023 amino acids. Gene Ontology annotation, biological process: lipid metabolic process. NCBI's taxonomy places the organism in Eukaryota, Viridiplantae, Streptophyta, Magnoliopsida, Solanales, Convolvulaceae.
UGUACGUCAGGCUACCAGGGUGUAAGUUUUCGGCAUAUGCUCUGCCGAUAGCAUUCUGAUUCGCCGUCCGAUAUUUCUUAAACGCAAAAGCGUCCACAAAAAGCUUCAGAUCUUUUCCUCUCCACUUCUGCACGGCGGCCGACGGGAGUAGGACUUUGAUUUCCCAGGUGUAUAUGGGGGAAUGAUGGAGGCUUUGCCUCGGCGAGUAGAGACAUGGAUCAAAGACCAGAGUGCCAGGAUCCUGAGCCUCACGCGGCAGCCACUGCAGUGGCGAAUGGUGGUUAAGUGGCCUUGGGGCGACGGCAAGGUACAGAGGAAGCGAAUUCAGGAGGAGUAUGAGCGGAGGAAGAAGCAGCUCAAGGAUCUCUGCUACGCCGUUAAAGCCGAAUCGGUACCCGAUUUGCAGGACAUCCUUUGCUGCAUGGUGCUCUCCGAGUGUGUUUACAAGAAACCUGCUACUGAAGUGAUACGAGCAGUGAACAAGUUUAAGGCUGACUUUGGAGAAAAUGUUAUCUCCAUAGAACGUGUUCAACCCUCUUCAGAUCAUGUUCCACACAGGUAUUUACUAGCUGAAGCGGGUGACACAUUGUUUGCUUCUUUCAUUGGGACAAAACAGUACAAGGAUGUCAUGGCUGAUGUGAAUAUAUUUCAAGGUGCCAUAUUUCAUGAAGAUCCCGCAGAAGACCUUAAUGAGAUUGAAUCCACACAAGUGGACAUUCAGAAGGACAAUGUUGAGAAUUUCUCGAAAACUACGGACUUGAUGCCUAAUCCAACAAAAACAAUGCCAAAACCAGCAGUUCACAGGGGAUUCAUGGCUCGUGCUAAAGGAAUACCUGCAUUGGAGUUGUACAGGCUUGCCCAAAAAAAGAAACGGAAGCUUGUGUUAUGUGGGCAUUCACUUGGUGGAGCAGUUGCAGUCUUAGCAACUCUUGCCAUUUUAAGGGUUGUCGCUGCUUCAUCAAAAGAACAUGAAAAAGUUCAGGUGAAAUGUGUCACAUUCUCCCAGCCACCAGUUGGAAAUGCUGCCUUAAAAGAUUAUGUGAAUAGUAAAGGGUGGCAGAAUUACUUCAAAACCUAUUGUAUUCCAGAAGAUUUGGUGCCUCGUAUAUUGUCUCCUGCAUAUUUUCACCACUAUAAUGCUCAGUCUGUACCUACUCCAGCUGAUGUUGGUGGUUCAGCAUCCUUUUCAAAACCAAGAGGGGUGAAUAAGCAGAAGUCUGAAAAGGGCAAAGAGAAUGAAGGAGAGCAGCUGGUGUUGGGUGUAGGUCCAGUUCAGAACCCAUUUUGGAGACUGUCUAGGCUUGUGCCUUUGGAGGGUGUUAGAAACCGGCUUUAUAGAUAUACAGGAAAGAAAGCUGAACCUAUUGCGUCAUCUGCCAGCAGUGGUUCAUCAUUACUGUCCUCAGUUAAUGAUAUAACUACUGCCCCACAGUCUCUUGAAAUUCAGGAGGGUUCUGAUGGCAUUACUCUUCGACCAUUGCCUCAGACAAAUGAAGAUACUUCUGGUGAACUGAAGAAUGGAAAAUCAUCUGCCAGUAAUGGAGACAAGGGGGCACGCAGAAUGAUUCCUUCAUUACCUUCAUAUGUACCUUUUGGUCAGCUUUUUCUUCUGGGGAAUUCAUCUAUAGAGUUUCUAUCUAGUGCAGAAUAUUCAAAAUUGACAUCGGUCAGAUCUGUGAUUGCUGAAGUAAGGGAACGGUUUCAGUCACAUUCAAUGAGUUCAUACAGGGCACGGUUUCAAAGAAUUUAUGAACUCUGUAUGAGUGAUGACACUUCCACUUUUCUGGGGAUGGAACAAGGGAAGAAACAAUUUCCACAGCUGCAAAAAUGGUUAGGUAUUUCGGUUGUUGGAGGUGCUGUUGAACUUGGACAUAUUGUAGAGUCUCCCAUUAUUCGGGCUGCUACCUCAAUAGUUCCUCUUGGUUGGAGCGGGGUUCCUGGUGAAAAGAACUCAGACUCUUUGAAAGUUGACAUUUCUGGUUUUGGAUUACAUUUGUGUACACUUAUCCAAGCUCGGGUUAAUGGUCGCUGGUGUUCAACAACAGUGGAUUCUUUUCCUUCACAGCCAGUUUACUCUGCAAAUCAUGGAGGAGAGCUUCCAGAAAUACAGCACAUGCAAAUUUCAGUUGGAGCUCCAUUGAGAAGGCCACCAAAGCAUCACAUGGGUGAUGAUGUGUUACUGCCAAUGUACUCUCCUAUUAAUUCUACCCACAUUGAUCUGCAAACAAAGCAGGAUGUAACAUCAUCUAGUGAGGGAAAUUUUUUACGUAAAGAUGGGUUAGAUCUUGCCAUUUUUUGUACGACAGAUUUUACUACUGUCUCAAGAGAGGUUGACAUCAGAACCCGCAGAGUGCGAUUAAUUGGCCUAGAGGGUGCUGGUAAAACUUCUCUACUAAAGGCAAUUUUGGAUCAAGGAAGAAGCACUUUCAGUGACUGUGCUGAGAAGAAUCUGCAUUUGGAUGCUGAUGUUCAAGAAGGUAUUGUUGGUGGCUUGUGCUACACAGAUUCAGCUGGGGUUAAUUUGCAGAAUUUGAAAAUGGAGGCAUCUCAUUUCAGGGAUGAACUGUGGACAGGAAUUCGUGAUCUUAGUAAGAAAACUGAUUUGAUUGUUCUUGUUCAUAACUUGUCUCACCGAAUACCUAGAUACAGUGAAUCAACUGCAACACAGCCGAAACCAGCUCUAUCGCUUCUCUUGGACGAGGCUAAAUCUCUUGGAAUUCCUUGGGUGCUUGCUAUUACAAACAAAUUUUCUGUUAGCGCACAUCAGCAAAAGGCAGCUAUAGAUUCUGUUCUUCAUGCAUAUCAAGCGUCUCCUAGCACAACCGAGGUUAUCAAUUCGUGUCCCUAUGUUCUGCCCAGUGCAUCAGGCGCUCCUCUAUCUUGGAAAACAGAGGGGGUAGGUCCGAAAGAAAUAAUAGGUGCUCAUAAGCUGAUCUUCGCUCCACUUGAACUCGUAACAAGACCUUUUCGUAAGAAAGCUUCUGUUUUCCCAGUAGAGGGUGUAUCUACUCUUCGUGAAGUUAUACACCGUGUGCUCCGUAGCUAUGAGGAAGCCGCCUUGCAGGAGUUUGCGAAAGACAGACUAUUCUUAGAACUGGUAAAGGAGCAUGCAGUCGCUGCAAAUGCAAGUAGAGAGGCAAAGGCCAAGGAAAACGCUCUUUCUUCCGCCACUGUUGGAGCAUCCCUUGGCGCCGGUCUUGGCCUUGUGUUGGCAGUAGUAAUGGGUGCAGGAUCUGCUUGGAGAAAGCCUUGAAAAUUUUGACAUGUUUUUAGGCCCGCAUUGAAAUGGUUAGGUUUUGCAUUCAAAUGUGAAUACACAUGUACAAUAGUGUUCUGAUUAGGCGAGAAAAAUGGUAUAAACUAUUUAUUCUUUUA